UCGUUUCGAAAAACAAGUACGGCCCGAAGUUCGCCGCGUAAGCGGCAGCAGCAGCAGCCGUGUGGCGGCGCGGCUUCGACGGAGUUCAACGUCGUUGGUGUUCCGAAGCGCGCGCGUUUACCGCCAUAACCUCGCGCCUCGGUGCCGUCGCGGUCCAGCUACGCGCUCGAACGAAGGAUGUCGUCGUGCACGGACUUGUUGCGCCUGAACGAGAAGGGCCUGUUCAAGGAUAUCAAGGCGAGCCUGUCGAGCGGCGCCAAGGAGACGCGGAACAUCCUCGAGAUUCGCGACAACGUGCUGUACGUGUGGAACGCCGACAGGUGUUGCGUGCUCACGCUCAACGUCGCGGCGACCCGCGGCAAGCUCGGCGAGGACAUCCCUUAUCAGACCCUACAACCAACAGAUCCGCCGAUAUUUGAGGUCACAAACGUACUGAUAAACGAGACAGCAACGCAACUGGCACUAUGGGGCAAGUUGGGCAUCGCUCUCAUGGAAUUGCCGAAACGAUGGGGCAAGGAUGCCGUUUACGAAGGCGGCAAAGAAGAGAUUCUUUGCACGAAUCAUAAUUUCGGCGACUUCGAAGCAACCACGGAGAUUCAACAAGCGCGAUGGCAUCCGGGUUCUACUAACGACUCUCAUCUAUUGGUUUUGACAUCUGAAAACUCUUUUCGUUUAUACGAGUGUGAACUGGGCGGUGCACCAAGACUCAUAAAAUGCUGGAAGGUCGGCCGCGCGCCAUCGAGCUCACCCUCGAAGAUCCCGGACUUUACGUCCCUCGGCGAGACCGCGGUGGACUUCGAUUUCGCCACUCCUACCCUGAGAAAACCGGAAUUGUUCGCAAACGACGAGAUAAAGGAAGUGAUGAACUGGAAUCAGAUCGAGUGGCCGAUCUUGGUGCUCCGUGGAAAUGGCGAAGUACUAAUCGUUCGUGGGAACGUUUUAUUGGAGAACUAUGAGAAUCCAGUGGUAUUGGGCUCGCUGUCCAUGUAUCCGUCGACCGACGAUAAUUACGGGAUAGAUUCGUGUUCUAUCAUGUGCCUGCAAACUACCCCGCCGAUAGUGGUCAUCGCCAUGUGCACCGGAAAGAUUUAUCACGCGAUACUGCUGCGCGAAAUAUCGGACUACGACGAUGACGACAGAAAGACUUGGUCGCAAUAUGGUUCGAGCUAUAGUCUUCAUACGCCAGACGAUGCGCUUUAUGUCUACGAGUGCGUCGAACUGGAACUGGGUCUUCUCUUUACGGAUGACGAUAAGAAAUAUAAUUGUCCCAUCCACCUUCACUGCGACAAGGGUAACAAAUCGAGAUAUUUUUGCUCUCACAACGCUGGAAUUCACAUGGUGAGUCUACCGAUGGUUUCUCAACUGGAUGAGUUUAUACAUGACAACAGCGGAAAUUAUCUACCAUCUUUGUUAAACCAAUCAAUUUUACAAUAUUUAUUCUCUACGAGAACCAAGCAUACGAACGUAGAUGAACCUACGCCGAUAUUCGGUUUUGGCCUUCUUCAAGAACCUUGUAUUUUAGUCGCAUUAUUGCACACAGGCGUUGUCAUCGACCUCUCGGUUAUAGAUCUUUAUUAUCUUCCAAGGAUCGAGCAAUUAGAACCUGUUAUUGAUACUACAAAGAAGGUGAAUAAGGAACCAUUCGACGUAUACAUCAAGAAAUUACUAAGACGCGAAAUAUCACAACCGAUAACUAAAAUAGGAUCUCGCUUGAUGUCCUUAAGCGAAUCCCUAGAGUUGUUGUAUCACGCCACAAAUAUCUUUCGUACUCAACAUUUCGUCCGACACGACAAAGUUCGGGAAGAAAUCAGUAAGAAAGUCCGUGCUCUGAAGGCUUUGAAAAGUCAUCUAUUAAAGGAACUCGACGCUUUAAUAGAGACGAAGAAAGAAUUGCGACAGACCGCUGAACGUUUAGCUGAACGAUAUGAAGAUAUUAAUGAUAAACAGAAAGAAUUGGCACGUAGAGCAGAGGAAGUUUUAAGAUUGGUAAAUUACAAAGAACCUUCGAUGACGCCUAUUGAGCGAGCAGAGGCGGAAGAAUUGAAGAAAAUGGACGUGAAGAUAUACGACAUGCAGAUCCGACUUGAACAGCUCAAGAAAAAAUCCGCUCAACAGACUAUCCAUACAAAUGGUAUUGAAACUAAUGGGAAGAAAAAAGAAAUUGUUUUCACACGCAGCCAAGAGGAAGCGACAAAGGAAAAUCUUAGUCAGACGGCGAAAAAUAUAAAGAAUUUGGUAGAUCAGGUAAAACAGAUUAAAGCAGAAAUUAGUCUUUCAUAUAUUAGCAAACAGUAAUAACAAAUAUCAAUAUUCUUAAAUUGUAAUUAGUGAUUGUAUAUUUUAAUUUUACAAAUUUGUAUGAACAAUAAAAGAUUAUUUUGUUAAAUAAUUCUUUAAAAUCCUAUACCUUUAAGAUUUCUAAUUAAUGGUAACACUUUAACGUGUUACUUUUGUCUAUCCAUCAUUUUACCCGAAUAAUUGUGUAUAACACAUUAAAUUAUUUGUUACAAACUUAUUUUUACCGUAAUUUUUUUGCUGCAACGCUCCUUCACAUAAAAUGGUUGUACACUGAGUCUCGACCACUAUUAAUGUAGAAGCGCAUCGACAAGAAUAAAAAACUAUUAACCACAAU
Messenger RNA from Temnothorax curvispinosus, 2632 nucleotides. RefSeq names its product nuclear pore complex protein Nup88 (gene mbo). Gene Ontology annotation, cellular component: nuclear pore. The record is from RefSeq and is a predicted model, not a curated record. The transcript has 13 exons. Lineage: Eukaryota; Metazoa; Arthropoda; Insecta; Hymenoptera; Formicidae. Gene Ontology annotation, biological process: ribosomal small subunit export from nucleus; mRNA export from nucleus; protein import into nucleus. Gene Ontology annotation, molecular function: structural constituent of nuclear pore. The coding region runs from base 178 to 2295 and encodes 705 amino acids.